UAUUAUGGUAACUGUACGGUUCCUGUGUCAAUUUCUGCCGCAGAAAAUACCUAUAUGGACUUGGUACCAUGUCCCCAGGCGAUUCUGGAGUUGUGUGGUAAUUGAUAAAACCAUCUGUCAGGAAAACACUGGAAAUAGUGAAGACCAAUCUAAAAGCUGGAUAAAAACGAGGAAGAAGAAACAACACAGUCUUCCUCCUAAACCAGCUAAUGACCACCUUCCCUGGGAGGAGCGGCUUGCGGAUGCUGUGACUCCACUUUGGAGACUAAGUUAUGAGAAGCAGCUUCAACUAAAGUUUGAAGAGCAGAAGAGAAUUCUCUUGCAGCUCUCAGCCCGUCUUUCAGGUGAUGCUGACCCCUUGAACCCACAGCCCUGGACCCGGGGCCAGCUCAGCUUCCCACUGCUGCCCACCCUGCCAUCUCCAGUGCUGGGUGGGUACAGAAACAAAUCAACCUUUUCAGUGAACAGAGGGAUCGAUGGUGACCCCAAAACUGUUGGGUUCUAUGUUGGAACUGGCAAAGGCCGGAAUAUUGUCUGUGUUCGUUCUGACCACCUCUUGAAUAUGCCAGAAAAGCACAAAGAAGUAGCCCGGUUCUAUGAGGAAUUUAUCCGUCAGUCUCCGUUGGAACCCUGUAUCUUGUUCCAUGAAGGCGGGCACUGGCGUGAGAUAACGGUGCGCACCAACGCAGUGGGCAGCACCAUGGCGAUUGUGUACUUUCACCCGCAGAACCUAACACAGGAGGAGAUCCAGCCCCAUAAAGAAACCCUGGUGGAAUUCUUCACCCAUGGACCAGGGGCAGCUUGCCAGCUCACAUCGCUGUACUUCCAGGAGAGCUCAAUGACUCGCUGCACUAAUGAACAGUCCCCCUACCAACUACUGUAUGGAGAGCCUUAUAUCUUUGAGGAGCUCCUGGGGCUGAGGUUCCGCAUCUCUGCUGACGCUUUCUUCCAGGUGAACACUUCAGGUGCUGAAGUUCUAUACAGGACUGUUGGUGAGCUGAGCAAGGCUGACAGAAGCAGCAUCUUGAUAGAUGUGUGCUGUGGAACAGGAGCUAUUGGUCUCUCUCUGUCCAAGGGGGUUGAGCAGGUGAUUGGCAUCGAACUGAUUGAACAAGCUGUGCAGGAUGCCGCGCACAAUGCCUCCCUCAAUGGAAUCUCUAAUUGUGACUUCCGCUCGGGGAAGGCAGAAGUAGUUUUGCCCCAGUUACUGCCCUCGCUGGAUUCUGCAGCCCCCCUUUUUGCCAUUGUGAACCCGUCUCGUGCUGGACUCCAUUACAGAGUGACCCGGGCAAUCCGAAACUGCACUUCCAUCCGCAGGCUUAUUUACAUCUCCUGCAAACCAGAUGGGGAAGCAAUGAGGAACUUUGCUGAGCUGUGCUGCCCUCCAGACAGACAGAAGAAGCUUCUUGGUGAUCCCUUUGUCCCAGCUGUAGCCAUACCUGUUGACAUGUUCCCACACACUGCACACUGCGAAUUGGUUUUGGUCUUUGAAAGAUAGGAAGGGAAAGGGAUACUCUGCACAAUCUAGAGUCACAGAAUUAUAUCUUCUCAUUUGUGUUCUGUAUAGCUCUCUAUUCCUGUUUCUGCUUAUGUAUUUACUAGCCUGGUUGUCUCUUUUCAAUCACAGACAACAAUCAUAAAGCUGAAGUUAGUUAAAAAAUGACCACUAUGAAAUGUGCAGCUCCACAUUAAAUCAGAAAUUAAAAUUUAAGGAUUUUCUUUCCUGGCUGAAACAAAUUUGUAAGCAUAAUGAUAUAAGCACAAACAACAAUAGAGAAUUUUAUGACAACAUAACCCAGCCACCAAAACUCUAGUCUCAAACUGUUCAGUUCAUUAAAUUGAUCAUAGAUGUGUUUGAACCCUGUUUUUAAUGAACCUUCUAGUGUUUUGAACAGCUAACCAAACAACAGUGUGCAGACUACUAGACUCAUGGCUUACCUUACUAGGUUAACCAAAACAAACCUGUAUAUGUCAACAUGCCACACAAUAGUUAAACAUUAAGAAAAAAAUGCCUGCAGUAUUUGGAUGAGUAAUGGUGUAGGAUAAACAUACAAAAUACACAGUCUUAUUUGUGACAAAGUGGCUGUCAUUAGUUAUGAUAUUGUGGGCUUUAUUCACAAGCUUGUCAGUUAUUUAAAGCAUAUUUCUUCAAAGUCUGUUUUAAUUAAUAAAACUGUUCUUGACUUACGUUGACUUGGCGUAUUACUGAAAUACAGCCACAUUAGUCAGCUGCUGCUAUCUGGUGAUGGAUCAUGGGUUUACAUAUUUAGGCAAUGCAGUUGGACGACUGCAUGUUGCACUUCAAUUGCAUCAAGAUACAUGCACUUAUUGGUAAGCUUUAUACAUAAAAGGGCUGUGCAACAGUAAAAAAUGUAUGCAAGUACUUUAGUAUAUGUUAUAUCCAGGUCUUCCGGCAAGGGUUUAGCAUGCUAACAAGCUUGAUCCAAUAAACCUGUUAGCUAAAUGUUGGUACUAUUAUUAUAAUUAUAAUUAUUGCAUUAUUGUUAUUUAUAUAUUUUGUUAUUUUUUAUUAUUACUAACAUAUGUAGGAAAAGGAUUGCACUGAUGCAGAUGUCCCAUAAGAGAGUCCUCUUCUAAACCAAUAAAACACUUGUACUGGUAA
Acipenser ruthenus (sterlet) is the source of this 2623-nucleotide messenger RNA. RefSeq names its product tRNA methyltransferase 2 homolog B (gene trmt2b). Gene Ontology annotation, biological process: RNA processing. Bases 5 to 1498 code for a protein of 497 amino acids. Gene Ontology annotation, molecular function: tRNA (uracil(54)-C5)-methyltransferase activity, S-adenosyl methionine-dependent. The transcript has a single exon. The record is from RefSeq and is a predicted model, not a curated record. NCBI's taxonomy places the organism in Eukaryota, Metazoa, Chordata, Actinopteri, Acipenseriformes, Acipenseridae.